CUUUAUGUGCAAGGUAAACGAGCCAGUAUGGCGGAGGGGGAAAGUGAUUUGGAAACAGACAGGCUAGAAUUGGAACUGGAGACUUUAUACAUAUACUCUAACGACAACUGUUCAGUACAAAGCAAAGAAUAUUGCUCCGAGUUUUGUAAGCUGGUAGAGGUGCACACAGGGAGAUGGCAGGUGCCGCUGCCCCAGCUGAAGGUGCUGCGGACGGCUCUGACCUGCUUCACCAGAGCCACUGUUGCCUACCCCGAUGACUGUCAGCACGUCAAUUAUGCUCUCAGCAGCUUGGCUUUGAGCUUCUUUGAGCUGAUGUUGUUCUUCGGGAAAGAGGAGUUCCUAGAGGCCCCUCUGAGGGACAUAUUAGCCUCUUUUCAGGCCUGUCAUCGCCGCCUGCUGAGACACAGGAACGUGUACCUGCUGCAGGUGAGGCAGAUCAUCAAAGAUGGCGGUCCCUGGGAGAGACCCGCUCUGCAAUCCAUCCUGAAAGACACAGCCCUCACACAGACAGAAGUGGAGAAGUAUUUGAGCUCAGAGAAGCCAAUGUUCUUUGAGCUGCGUGUGCGGUACCUGCAGGCCUAUGAGCGCGUGCAGGAGGCCAUGGCCCUGUCUAAGUGCUGCCUGGAGCACCCAGAGGUGUGGAGGCACCUGUUCUUCCACCAGGCCUACCUCACAUGCCUGUGCAAGGCUUCACUACAUCAACACCUGCACAAGGAGAUGGCUGAGAUAGAUGGCAGAGACGCAGUAGAGAUAAUCUGUAAUGCAGAGAGCCAGGAGAAAGAUGAGCUGCUGCUGUCUCUGUGCAAAGCCUUCCUCAGCCAACGGCUACACAACGGAGACAUGUACUACAUCUGGGAUCUGGUGUUCUUGUGGAGCAGACUGUACCUCAGGGCCCAUCCCUCUAAGCAGGGAUUCCUGUCUGAGUGUCGCCAGCUGAUGCUCUCCGCCAUCAACGCCAGCGCCAUCUUCCCCUUCAUCAAAGUCAUCACAGCAGAGAUGGGUAGUGAGGGAGUGCCAUUGUGUGUGGAGCUUUGUGCUACAGCGUUACAGACAGACCUCCAGUCUGACCCUGUAACACGCUGUCUACUGUGUAAGACCAUCGCCUUCCUGCUCCCCAGGGACCUGGAGGUAUGUCGCCUCUGUGCCCUGCUGGUGUUCUGUCUGGAACGUAGCAUGGAGGCCUACAAGACCAUGUAUCUGCUCUACACAUACCCCGAUGAGGAGCCACACCCCCAGCACACCCAUGUCAGAACCAACAUCCGCUUCUAUAUCCUACAGGUGCUGAAGGAAGGUCUGUUCUUUGACCCAGAGUUCUGGAAUCUGCUGACCCUGAGAACCCACUGUCUGGAGCUGAUGACUGACAAGGCCACGAGGGAUGCUCUAAAUGAGCUGAAGGAGGAAGAGGAGUUGGAGCAGGUGGAGGAGGAGUGGAUACCAAGCUACUGGAUGGAGGAGGAGACAUGCAGAAUACACACAGAUGCCUCCCACCUCCACCCACACACUAACACAGCACUAGAGAGCUCUGACACUGUAGGUCAGGAACCCGAAGAGGUAUUGAAUGGGGAUGCUCCUGAGUCACAGACAGAGGACUUCCCUGUGAGGAGGAGGAGGAGGAAGAGGAGGUGGAGGAGAAGAAAGUGUAGGUCAGAUAUUGAGUAUGCUGACGACCCAGACAUUAAGUACUCCCUCAUUCACAAUCUCAGUUCUGAAAGCUCCACCAAGCUACCGUCCAAUCGGCAGAGAGAAUACCUGGCCAGACAUGUGAAGAACAAGAUCCUGAAGAGACGCAGCAGGAAACCAAGAUGGCUGCUCCUGGAGAUGACCAGACAGACGGAGAACAUAUCCCCAGGGGGAAUGAGGGAGAAGCGACGGGAGGGAAUGAGAGGAGAGGAUAAGAGACAGGGAGGGGAGGGGAAAGAGAGGGGGCAUGAAAAGGAAAAUAAGAGAGAGAUGAGGCAGGGAAGGGAGAGUAAGAGACCUUACCGUCGGACUAUAUCUGGCAUGGAGCUGUCCUUCCCUGAAAAUGAAGUGCCUGUUGACCGGGAAGUGGUAGAGAGUCAUCUAGAACCCAGUGUUCGUAUUAAACAACAGCACAGUGAGUCUGAGAAAUAUGUUAACAUGGGACUGCUUAAUGGUGUAUAUGGUGAGAGACCGUUUAAGUAUAAACCAGAGUCAGACGUGGAGACUUCGGCGGUGGGGACUUCGGCGGUGGGGACUUCGGCGGUGGAGACUUCGGGGGUGGAGACUUCAGUGGUGGAGACUUUAAAAGUGGAACCUUUAGAAGUGGAGCCUUCAGAGGUAGACCCUUCAGAUGCAAAGCCUUUAGACUCCAAACGUUCAGUAGUAGAGCCUUCUGACAUAGAGCCUUUAGAAGUAGAGCCUUUAGAAGUAGAGCCUUCAGACGUGAAGGUUUUAGAAGGUCCCAGUGAGCAGACUGACCCAGAGUUGGAUGGUCCAGCCUUGGAGAUGGAGGAGUGUCCACUGAAACUGUUCCACAUCUACGCCAAACUUUCCAAAGGGACAGCUGCUAAGGAACUACUUUCUAGAGAAAGUGAAUUCACAGUGACAGAGGCGGGACCAGACUCAAACACUCAGGGUGAACAGACCAAGCCAGGCAAGGCUCCAGUACGCUCCAAACACCUGCGCUUCCACUGCAGCCACUGCCAGAAACUCUUCAAGGGAGGCAACGUGGUGAGACACACCCUGGCCCACCUGAAGCUGAGAAAGACCCGGCUCAGCUGUGUCUUUUGCGGCAAACACUUCCAAAGGUACAACCGCGCCAGGGAACACGUUCUAGAGCACAUAGAGGAACUGAGAACUUCCACAGCCAACAUUAAGGUCAAACCCACUGUCAAUGGGGAGACAUAUCCCUCAAAGAAUAUUAAUCAAGCUUCAGAGAACGAAGCGAAACCUGUUGAGAACGUGACUGAGCCCUCGACUUCGAUGGACCAGCCUCCUAAACCCAAACGUGUUAAAGCCAAGCCGGUGGUGAGCAAGCAGAGUAGAAUCAUCCAGAACCUGAGAAACCUGAUCAGAAAGACCCAGAACCAGAAGUGUAAAAUGGACAUGGACAACCUGAAGUCUGUGGAAGUGACUGAUGAACAGGUAACUGUGAAAGACAAAGUGGUGAUAGUGAGAGAGGUGGUGCCUGGGAAGGAGACAGAGGGAGGAGAGGACAAGGAGAGCGAGGGAGGAGAGGAGGAGGGGAAGCAGAAGCAGUACCACCUGUGUCCUUCAGAGGGCUGUGACAGCAUCUUUAUGAAAAUCGGCCCGUCGCUGCUGAGACACGCUGUCACCUACCACAUGGAGGAUGCAGCCGUCCUGGACAAGACCUUCCAGUGGGGGAAGGGGAAGUGCCAGAUCUGCCAGAGGCUCUUGUUGGUGAUUGAGCACUACAGAGACCACAUGAAGCUCCACGAUGCUCCUCUAAAACAUGCAUGUCUCCACACAAACUGUGACCAACGCUUCAAGACUGCCCAGGAGCUCAAAGACCACAUAGACACCCACCGCCCUCUCCAGGCCCCCUGUGGGUACUCCGGCUGUAGGGAGAUCUUCUUUACCCUCCCCUCUCUCCACGACCACGAGUGGAGGCACUAUACCCAGCCCCAGUCUAAAGACGAGCUGGAGCAGGGCGCUACCACAGAGCUGAGCCCUGAGGGCGAGGCCCCCUGGAAACAGAGGGCGAAGAGCCAGGAUGUGACAGUGCACGGGUGGAGGGGGCAGAGGGAAACGCCUACUCCCAAAAGCAGGCGCUCUGAUCCUCAUGAGAAGUGCCUUCACUGUAACAGGUACCUGUGGAACCACCAGCACUUCCUAGAACACAUGAAGAUCCAUGAUGCUCCUCUGAAACAGGUGUGUCUCCACCUGAACUGUGGCCAGCGCUUCUACAGAACCCACUUACUCUGGGAGCACAUGGAUACGCACCUGCCUCUCCAGGCCCCCUGUGGGUAUUCCGGCUGUGGGCUGAUCUUCUCCCGUCUCCCCUCUCUCCACGACCAUGAGUGGAGGCAUUACAUCCAGGGCCAGCCUAAUGACGAGCCGACAGAGGAGCAGAGCGCAUCCAAAGAGGAGGGGCAGACUCCGGAGUCAGACACCAACGGUAACGACUAUGACGGCCCAAUGGAGACUCCAGGCACUGUUCAUGGUGCUGUCACCACACCUCCUAAUCAUUGCACACUGAAACUCAUCAACGGCCAUGAUGAAAAGGAUAAGAAAGACAAAGCCCCCGAGACAGCCGUCCCUGCCACCACUCCCACACCCCCAUCCCAAACCACCACAUCCACACACCCCCAUCCCAGAAUCCUCCAAAACAUCACUGAGCCAAUGACCAUGAGGGACGUGGACAAUAUCGUCAGUUUGGCUCAGGUGGUGCCUGGCGGAGAGGAACCGGUUAUCGCGGAACACAAGACCUUCAAACAAGAGGAUCCUUCCUACCUACCACUGGCCAAAGCUCCCCUCAUCCGCCCGCCCCCCUCUACAUACCUGACCGAGGCAGCCCUCAGCAUGCGCAAGCGCAGGAAGCCCAGUGAGGUCACUUCCUGCGGGCCUGGCAAAAAGAGUAAGGCUGCGGUAAAGAGGAGUGUGGUGGGGAAGGAGGUGGUGGCUGAGAAGGAGGCCCCUCAAAGACAGCGCUGCUCCAAGUGUUUCUCCUCCUUCACUAGCACAGAGGAACUGGAGAAACAUCUCUCCCAAAAUACCUGCUCCUCCCUCUUCAGCUUCGACUCCGAUGACGACAGUGAGUAGCGUACGUGGGAGUUUCUGUUCACUGAAUUUGUCAAACGGGGCUAUGACCAUUAUUACAUUUGGGGUAACGAUUAAUUGUCAUGCAAAUAUCCACUUAUCAUAAUUGUAAUUUGUUGAAACAUGUUUUGAGCUUGUAAUGUAUCAUAAUGCAUGUUUGAAAAUGAGCUACGGUACACCUAAUGAAUAGAGCACAGCUUUAUAUCAAAAGGGAGAGAAUGUUUUGAAACAUGAACUUGGUCAACAGUUUUUCUAUCGUACACAAAAAGCAUUUGCAUAGUAAUGUGACAACUCUGUUUUGUAAAGCAAAUAUACAUUUUGUUCUAUUCCUUCCCAGGUUAGUGGUGAAGGGGAGUGAAAUGCUCUUCAUGUUCAAGCACUACAGAGACCAUAUGAAGCGCCACAAUGCUCCUAUCAGACAGGUGUCUCCACUUCUAGGUUAUAUCUGUACUCUCUGAACUGGGCCUAAUACAGGCACUACUAGCAGACAGUCGGCUCUGAGAGCUGUAGGGCCAGACUCUUGUGGCCUGAAGUUUGCCGGGCACUAAAAAUACAACACACACAACCCUCUGGAAUCAGUGUUACUGCUACACUUCCCUGUACAUACAUGUGGACCGAACAGUACUGCCUUUGUCAUUACACUUCUUUGUUCAAUUCUUAUUUGCUUUAAAAUCAAUAUGAAGAAUCACACAGUAGGUAUGGUGCUUCAAAAGUCAUUGUAAUUGUAUUGUUAGGCAUAAGUUUUAGUUGGCACAUAAAAUCUAUAUUUUAGUUCAGUAUUUUAACUGAUUUUGUUCUGACAAAUGAAACUGUUUCACAAUGUAUUAGAAAUGGAUCAUCUAUGCAUUUAAUUUAAAUAUUUUGUAAAAGUGAUUCCAAAAUUCAUUUGAGAAUAAAAAUCACUGUUGAAGGGCCCAUAAUGGGAUGAAUAUGGUGAUGUGCACUUACCUGCAUUGGUUGUUUAUAUGUACAAAUGUUAUAAGUUUGUACUCAAUGAAAAUAUCCUCAAUUCAACUCUAUUUUUCUUAAAGAAAAGUCACUUGUUUUCAUUAAACAAUUUACAGUAUGAACCAAA
Oncorhynchus nerka (sockeye salmon) is the source of this 5815-nucleotide messenger RNA. Its product is annotated as zinc finger protein 654-like. Lineage: Eukaryota; Metazoa; Chordata; Actinopteri; Salmoniformes; Salmonidae. Gene Ontology annotation, molecular function: DNA-binding transcription factor activity, RNA polymerase II-specific; DNA binding. The transcript is spliced from 12 exons. Gene Ontology annotation, biological process: regulation of transcription by RNA polymerase II. Bases 28 to 4743 code for a protein of 1571 amino acids. Gene Ontology annotation, cellular component: nucleus. The record is from RefSeq and is a predicted model, not a curated record.